Molecule: messenger RNA, 2097 nt
Organism: Mugil cephalus (flathead mullet)
Lineage: Eukaryota; Metazoa; Chordata; Actinopteri; Mugiliformes; Mugilidae
Gene: tpgs2
Product: tubulin polyglutamylase complex subunit 2
Exons: 8
Coding region: 112-1011 (299 amino acids)
Biological process (GO): protein polyglutamylation
Source: RefSeq, a predicted model, not a curated record
UCCUGUGCGUGUGUCGCCAACUGAGCCAUCAGGAGCCAAGGAGGAGGACGAUGCUAUGCAGAUGGUGCAUUCAGGGUUUCUUACAAACCUGUAACCGCAAUUAUCCAAAAUAUGGAAGAAGCAAAGGACUGUUUGGCGUUUAAAGGUGUUGCUGAGAGACUGACACUCGGCAUUACUCGUAUACUCGAGAACAUGCCUGGUGUGGUCGAUGUGCGCUUUGCAGAGAGGGAGCCUGCAGAGAAGAGGAGCCUGCUGUCAUGGGAACAGAAAAACACAUGCAUUUUACCUGAGGAUCUGAGAGACUUCUAUCUGACAACUGAUGGAUUUACGCUCACGUGGAACGUUAAACUAGACAAUGAGUGUGUUCCUUUAGGAUGCAUGACUAUUAACAGCGUGGCCAGGCUGUGCCCGCUGCUUCAGCCGGUAUCUCUCUUCGCUCUUCCCAAUGCGCCAUCACUGGCCGACCUGGACUGGGAGGAAGGCAACAGAGAAAGUGGGUUGGCGCCCGCUGCCCCUCAUUUUGACUCCCGGAGCCGAAUCUUCGAGCUGGACUCCUGCAGUGGGAAUGGCAAAGUGUGUCUAGUCUACAAAAACUGCACUCCAGGUGUUGUGGCCCAGCAGAGUGAAAUCUGGUUCCUAGACCGUUCACUGUGCUGGCAUUUUCUGACAGCAACCUUUACCUCUUACUACCGACUGAUGAUAACCCACCUGGGUCUGCCUGAGUGGCAGUAUGCUUUCACCCCAUAUGGCCCCAGCCCCCAGGCUAAGCAGUGGGCAUCUCUCUACCAGCCCCUGACCUUUAGCUGUGAGCCCGGACUCGCAGAUCCUGCUGGAGAUUCUUAUCUCAACAAGCUGGAUCCUACCAGGGCCUUCAAAGGCAAAGCCAAGGCACCGGCCCCAAAGAAGAAGCAGUCGGCACAGGGCAGCUCGGGGGGCACCGCCAAGGGCCAAGGCAACGCAGGAAGACACGGUGGAGCAAAGCGGUGUCGCAAGUGGUGUCCCACCCGAUGAAACCUGAAGGAUUAAGUUUUUGGUCCAAGCUUUCUGGAGCUGGAGAAGACACAAAUUAAUGUUUUGCCCUUAGGUUGUUGUCCACCUGAUUGGUGAAACGACAAUUGUCUUUGAUUGUGCUGCUGCUCUUUGAAGCUGUGAGGAGCCAACGCUUCACUGUUUUGAAAAGACAAAUGCUUCUUUUAAAUGUACAAUAUUUAGACAACCUGAAGUUUUUAAUAUCACCUUAAGCCAGUGAUUCCCAAAGUGGGAGCUUUUGUGUGGAGGGGAGGAUGGUGGGGGAGUACGGGUUGCGGAGAGGCCGUUAAAUGAGGUUUACUCGAGCACUGCGAGCAUAUCUACAUAUAUAUAUACGGAGAGGUUUGUGAGAGGGUUCUCAGCUAAACAUAUAGCAGAGGAUGAGUCUUCCAUCAACUUAAUACACAACUUCUGAAGGCAAGAAAAUAUGACUAGGCAUAUAUCGCCCUCGGUUUCACCAGUACAACAGAGGUUAACAAGGAGAGACAACAGUGUGUUACGUGUCUACAAAUAUUAGCUGUUGACAGUAAAGCUGGACAAGUUAAAAAAGCCACAAAGAGACAGCACAUCCAGACCAUAAGGACAAGCCAACAGACUGUUGUGCACAAAAAAAGUUCUUUGUAAAAGCAGCAUCUGUGUCUUCAAAUGCUCAACUUGCCGCAUAUAACGUGGAAUGUGGGGUUGCUCGGUGUAAAACCCACACACUACGGUGGAGGAUUGAGUACAUCCCUCUGCUGUUGAUUUGGUCUCAGUCAUCGUUGAUUUAACAGACUUAAAGCAACUCCUCUAUCAAACAAUGCAAUCUGUCAGAGGACAAGAGGAACAGCUUAAUGACAAGGUACGAGAAAGAUGCCAAACAGCAAAGACUGUUUAGUCAGAUAUGUUAAAAAAGGGAUAAGGGGAAUGAUCCCCAAAACCCCCAAAAUAUUCUUAUUUACAAUAGGGGGGCCUUAAAGAAAAGCACUGGGAACCACUGCCUUAAGUUGUCUCCUGUUGAUUGUCACGACGAAUGUUAACGUUGCAUCAUCUGCUAUCGCCUCUGCACUAUAAACACAACGUUUAAGCCGG